Molecule: messenger RNA, 1978 nt
Organism: Heterotrigona itama
Lineage: Eukaryota; Metazoa; Arthropoda; Insecta; Hymenoptera; Apidae
Source: the annotation of a GenBank genome assembly
AAACAAUUAACCUUGAUGAAAACAUACGGUCAUUCAUACAAUCAUAAACAAGGCCACUUUUUUCAUUAGUCAAGUAGUUCUAGUACAGACAGCCGCGAACGUGGUUUACCACAAUGGCGCUCUUCGUGAGAACUGCUAAGUGCGAGAAUCAAAAGCUACGGAAUUCACUGACGUUCAUGAUCCAGCAACGAAUGAAUUGUUAUGUCGCACACCAAAAUCCACAAAAGAAGAAAUGGAAGUGGCUGUGAAAAGUGCAAAAAAAGCAUAUGAAAAAUGGAAAAAUACUAGUGUAUUAACUAGACAAACGCUAAUGCUUAGAUAUCAAGCUCUUAUACGCGAACAUUCGAGGUAGUGGACGCGUGUACCGCAAUUCCUUCGUUGCAAAUGGGCGAGAGUAUACCAAAUAUCGCCACAGAUAUGGACAUAAUUUCCUACAAAGUUCCCCUUGGUGUAACUGCCUCCAUCUGUCCGUUCAAUUUCCCCGCGAUGAUACCUCUUUGGUCGUUCCCUAUCUCAGUCGUCUGUGGAAAUGCCACGAUCCUCAAACCAUCGGAGCGUGUGCCAGGAGCUUCGAUGAUCCUAGCUGAUUUGUUCAGUAAAGCCGGUGCUCCACCAGGAUUGUUGAAUAUUAUCCACGGCCAACACGCCGCUGUCGAUUUCAUCUGUGAGCAUCCUGAUAUCAAGGCAGUUUCUUUUGUUGGUUCCGAUCAAGCGGGAAAAUAUAUUUAUAAACAAAGCAGCGCGCAUGGGAAACGUGUGCAGUGUAACAUGGGAGCGAAGAAUCACUGUGUGGUUUUGCCAGAUGCAAACAAAAACAAAACUAUUUCCCAAAUUGUGGGUGCUGCUUUCGGUGCUGCUGGCCAAAGAUGCAUGGCGCUUUCUGUAGCCAUAUUCGUAGGCAAGUCAAAGGAUUGGAUGCCGGAAUUAGUGGAAGCUGCGAAGAAAUUGAAAGUGAAUGCUGGACAUAUACCUGGUACCGAUCUUGGACCAGUAAUAUCGCCGCAAUCUAAGAAGAGAAUAUGCGAUCUGAUUGAGACAGGAGUAAAAGAUGGUGCCACUUUGGCUCUUGAUGGAAGAAGAUUCGUAGUCCGUGGUUUUGAAAAGGGAAAUUUCGUUGGACCAACCGUAUUAACAAACGUGAAGCCUUCGAUGCAAUGUUACACCGAGGAAAUCUUUGGACCCGUUCUGUCCUGUAUAUUUGCUGAUACUUUAGACGAGGCUAUCAACAUUAUUAACAAAAAUCCUUAUGGAAAUGGAACUGCUGUGUUUACGUCAAACGGUGCAACAGCAAGAGCAUUUAUAAAUAGAAUAGAAGCUGGCCAAGUUGGUGUAAAUGUUCCUAUUCCAGUCCCAUUACCCAUGUUCAGCUUUACUGGUAAUAAAGGAUCCUUUUUGGGCGAUAAUCAUUUUUACGGAAAGCAUGGUGUAAAUUUCCAUACGCAAGUAAAGACAAUAACGCAGCUGUGGAGAUCUGGGGAUGCUGGUGAUAUCGCUUCUUCCACGGCUAUGCCAACCAUGCAAUAAAAUAAACGUUCCUUGACUACAAUAAUGCAAAGCAUUAUGUGUGGAGAGUGUCUCUAUAUUUCUUAAAAAUUUUGCAGAGACGAAUGAAUAGGGCGAAAGUUACUUCCUUUUUUGUAAAGAAAUAGAAGUAACUUCUCAACACUAUAUUAUAAAAAAAAAUAAUGUCUUCCAUUAGUCAAAAAUAAGUUUGAACAAAGUAAAAAAAAAAAAAUGUUUCCUAUUAUGUUUACGAUAUUUAUAUUUUGUAACAAAAUAAUAAAAUAUUAGUGAAAUUUCGUUUGCUUUAUUUUUUGUAACAUAUACAUUUAUUUAUUUUUUUUUAAUAAUGUUUCAAAAAACUGAACCUAAAGCGAAAUUUCAAAGCGGUUUUUGUACUAGAAACUUCUUCAAAUUAUCUAGUUUAUUCAUAAACGAGUAACUCUACUUUAUAUUUUCAGCAAUAAAAGCAAUUGCU